Leptosomus discolor (cuckoo roller) is the source of this 1907-nucleotide messenger RNA. NCBI's taxonomy places the organism in Eukaryota, Metazoa, Chordata, Aves, Leptosomiformes, Leptosomidae. The record is from RefSeq and is a predicted model, not a curated record.
GCAACGAGCGGCGAGUGUCGGUCCGAUGCUACGUGGCCGUCGCCGCCUGUUGCACCGAGUCCCACGUAUUUCACGUUAGCCACGCGGAGACGGCCUCUCGCUCUGCCCCUUUUCUUCGCAGCAGCCCCCUCCUGUGCGCGGACACGCUGGAACCCGAAGUUUCUUUAACGAGGGAGCGAGCCGAACGCGCGCCCAGCCGCGCCGGGUUUGAGUGGCGAGGUUUUGCACAGACGACGCUGGCCCCAAACAUGGCCAACACGAGGCUUUACCUCUCAGAAGACCGCGGGGUCUUGUGGCGGAGAAGCCCUGAGCAGGACCUGCCCUCCAACCUGGGGAGGUUCAAGGUCCGUCCCUACGUGCUGGGCUUGAUGGGCUUCACGUCGUGUUGGCCCUGCCGGGAGCUGGAGCUCUGCGGAGAAGGCACGCGGGCCAUCGAGGUGGCAAGGGAGGUGUGGCAGCUGGGCAGGAGGGCCCCCGCCCCCAUCCCCUGCGGGCACAACUUCUGCCGGGCGUGCAUCACCCGCUGCUGGGAAGGGCUGGAGGAGCGUUUCUCCUGCCCGCAGUGCAGGCAGACGGCGUCGCAGAGGAGUUUCCGUCCCAGCAGGGAGCUGGCCAAUAUCGCCGACAUCGCCAGGCAGCUGAGCGGGCGGGCGGCAGGAGGGGCGGCGGGACGGGAGGGGUUGUGCCGGCAGCACCAGGAGGCUCUGAAGCUCUUCUGCAAGGAGGACCGGGAGCCCAUCUGCGUGGUGUGCGACAGGUCCCAGGCCCACCGCUUCCACGCCGUGGUCCCCGUCGAAGAAGCUGCCCAGGAAUACAAGGAGGAAAUCCAAGCCCGCCUACAGGCUUUGAAGGAGGAGAGAGAAAAAUACCUGGAAAGCAGCAAAACCGGAGUACGGAAGAGCUCGUACCUGGAGAAAACCAGAAACGAAGCAAAGAAGAUAGCGUGUGAAUUCGAGCAAUUGCACCAAUUUUUGAAGGACCAAGAGCGCCUCCUCCUGAUCCAGCUGAUAGACCUGGAGCAGGCCAUCACCAGGGCCCAGAAGGAAGCAGUGGUGAAGGUCUUGGAGGAGAUGUCCCACCUCGACACCCUGAUCUGGGAGAUGGAGGGGAAAUUCCAGCAGCCGGCGAGCCAGUUCCUGCAGGACAUCAGAAGACUCUUGAAUAGUUGCGAGGUGAUGAAAUUCAGCCCUCCGGUGGAGAUUUCUUCCGAGCUGGAAAGAGGACUUGAGGACUUCGUUCAGAGAAACGCCCUCGUGAGGGGGACGCUGAGGAGAUGCCAAGACAGCCUGAUGUUCGCGCUGCAAGAGCCAACCGACGUGACCCUGGACCCUGCCACGGCUCAUCCCAACCUUCACCUCUCCGAGGACCGAAAACAAGCCAGGGGGCAGCUGACGCGGCAGAACCUCCCCGACAACCCGGAGCGAUUUGACUUCGAACCCUGCGUGCUGGGCUGCGAGGGUUUCACCUCGGGGAGGCACUUCUGGGAGGUGGAGGUGGGGCAGGGGGGCGUCUGGGCCCUAGGGGUGGCCCGAGCGUCGGUCAAGAGGAAGGGACCGAUGAGCCUCACCCGCAAGGAGGGGGUCUGGGCGCUGGAGGCUUAUCACUCCCUCACGUCCCCCCGCGCCAACCUGCGCCCGAAUCAGCUCCCCAGGAGGAUACGGGUCUCCUUGGACUACGAAGGGAGGCGGGUGGCGUUUUUCAGCGCAGACGACGACGCUCCCAUCUUGGUUUACACCGGGGCCUUGUUCAACGGGGAGAGGGUCUUCCCCUGGUUCAAGAUCGGGAUGGGGGCUCAUUUGCAAGAAAUCAGCCAAACCCCGCUCUCAGAGGACCAGCCCAUGACUGGGCAGCUGAUGUCCCCUCUGGACUGGGUAGGGUUCAGGUUCCCCCUCCGGAUCUGUCCUUGA